Messenger RNA from Scophthalmus maximus (turbot), 1401 nucleotides. RefSeq names its product C1q and TNF related 5 (gene c1qtnf5). The transcript is spliced from 3 exons. Bases 252 to 1007 code for a protein of 251 amino acids. Gene Ontology annotation, molecular function: protein binding. Lineage: Eukaryota; Metazoa; Chordata; Actinopteri; Pleuronectiformes; Scophthalmidae. The record is from RefSeq and is a predicted model, not a curated record.
UUAUUUUGCGGAACAUCACGUUUUUUUCACACUGUAUCCUCCCUCGCUCUCUCUCCUCCACCCACACUCCCUCCUCUCCCACCGACCCCAGUUUCUAAUUGCAUCUCAUUACCAAACCUUUCAGUUUUCCCAAGCCCCACUCUCUGGUGGGGAGGAGCAGCUUCAGUUGGAUUCUCCUCCUCGGCAUCAGCGGCAGGAUCAGCAGCAGCAGCUGUCAAGGACUUCACCUAAUCAGACACCGUGACACUGCAAUGACCUCACUCGGACUGUCGCCCUUGUUGUUGCGCUCCCUCCUCAUCCUACACGUCCAUCUUUCCAGCCAGCUAGAAGACAACAAGAUCCCACCCAGUCUGUGCACCGGUCACCCUGGGAUCCCCGGCUCUCCCGGGGUUCAUGGCAGCCCUGGUCAGCCGGGGCGAGAUGGGAGGGAUGGGAGAGAUGCUGCUCCGGGGGAGAGGGGAGACAAGGGGGGCCGGGGAGACUCAGGUGAGACAGGAGUGCGGGGCCUGACCGGAGACAAAGGUGACCUGGGAGAAAAGGGGGAGAGGGGCCAGCAAGGAGAGUGUGCUGUGGCUCCCAAAUCAGCCUUCAGUGCCAAACUAUCCGAGGGCCUCACUUUGCCCCUCACUGUGGGAGAUGCGGUCCGCUUCGACAAGAUCACGCUGAACGAACAGGGGGACUACAACACGGAGACCGGACGCUUCACCUGCAAAGUGCCUGGAGUCUACUACUUUGCCGUCCACGCCACAGUGUACCGCGCCAGCCUGCAGUUCGACCUGAUGAAGAACGGACACACGGUGGCGUCUUACUUUCAGUUCUACGGAAACUGGCCCAAACCGGGCUCUCUGUCGGGCGGCUCCCUGCUCCACCUCGUCCCUGGUGACCAGGUGUGGGUCCAGAUGGCUCUGUCAGAGUACAAUGGGUUUUACUCCAGCACCAAGACCGACAGCACCUUCACGGGCUUCCUGGUCUACUCAGAAUGGAAACACUCUGCUGUGUUUGCAUGACACGUGCCUGUGAACAAAACAAAGUUAAAUUCCCCUUGUGAGAAAUGAACCACAAGCUUUUUCUAAGUUUCCUAAUUGAGUUUUCCCGGAUAAUGACAAGUGGCUGUGGUGUGCGACAGCUGUAUUUGUGUGUGUGCAAAGUAAAAACGGACAAUCUUACUUGAAUGGCACAUACCGUACUGGUGAAGUGGGAGGUACGCACUCUCUGCGGUAGUGUUUGCUCAGUGUCUGUUCUUCACUUGCAGCUUUUAAACUGUUGUGACAGUUAAUUCUUGUACCAGAUGUUUUGACAGCGGCCCCCGGCCAACUCCAAUUAUUGCACUUUGUGUCUCACCGGUUUCUGCUCAGCGAACAUGAAAUAACAUAAAUAAACCAUUUUAGUUUUUAAAACACA